Molecule: messenger RNA, 701 nt
Organism: Herpailurus yagouaroundi (jaguarundi)
Lineage: Eukaryota; Metazoa; Chordata; Mammalia; Carnivora; Felidae
Gene: PPP1R14B
Product: protein phosphatase 1 regulatory inhibitor subunit 14B
Exons: 4
Biological process (GO): regulation of phosphorylation; innate immune response
Cellular component (GO): cytoplasm
Molecular function (GO): protein serine/threonine phosphatase inhibitor activity
Source: RefSeq, a predicted model, not a curated record
CCCGCGGGGGGCGCGGCGUUGGCAGCCCCGGCCCCUGGGCCGGGCAGUGGUGGCCCAGGGCCCCGCGUCUACUUUCAGAGCCCCCCUGGGGCUGCAGGCGAGGGCCCAGGCGGCGCGGACGACGAGGGCCCAGUGAGGCGCCAAGGGAAGGUCACGGUCAAGUACGACCGCAAGGAGCUACGGAAGCGCCUCAACCUGGAGGAGUGGAUCUUGGAGCAGCUCACUCGCCUCUACGACUGCCAGGAAGAGGAAAUACCAGAGUUGGAGAUUGAUGUGGAUGAACUCCUGGACAUGGAAAGUGAUGAUACCCGGGCUGCCAGGGUCAAGGAGCUGCUGGUUGACUGUUACAAACCCACUGAGGCCUUCAUCUCUGGCCUGCUGGACAAGAUCCGGGGCAUGCAGAAGCUGAGCACACCCCAGAAGAAGUAAGGGUCCUCGACCCACAUGAAUGGUGGCUCCCACAGGACAAUCGCUGCCCCCCGACCUCGUAGCAACAGCAAUACCGGGGGGCCCUGCGGCCAGGCCUGGCGCCAUGAGCAGGGCUCCCCGUGCCCCUGGCCCAGGGGCCUCUUCCCUGCCCCCUCAGUUUUCCAUUUUGGGGUUUUUUAUUGUUAUUAAACUGAUGGGACUUUUUGUGUUUUUAUAUUGAUUCUGCGGCGCGGCCCUUUAAUAAAGCUAGGAUAUGCCUUUGGUGCAGCUAA